UGACAACCCGCAGCACCUUCCGAUGCGACACAAACGUUAGUUAACGAUACGCGCGCAGACGUAGUUGGACGAAUCUGACUUGACGAUCCGCAAGCUUUCAAACAAAAACAAAUACAACAACACGCUUCCCCCGCUCUCCUUUCUUUCUUUCUUUAUGUAUGCCGCCGUGGACGUCGAUACGUGAAAGUCCGACCAACACUGCGCGCGCCAAACAUCGACCGACCGAGAACGAUCGCUCCCGCGCCCUUGUACAGUACAUAAACGAACCGAUACCGCUCUUGGCAUAGAAUAGAUAUUACUCCUUAACGAACGACGAACGGACUGCAGCCAUCGUUGCACGCCUCUCCUCGCAGUCGCAGCAUCGCCCUCUCCCUCCCACCCCCUGACAACACCUCCGCCCCUCGACCCCCCGCAGCCGCAGUCGCAGCGAUGUCCUUCGGCAGCUUCCAGUCCAUGUGCGAAACGGUGCCGAUACCGCUGUGCGCGUUAGUCGGACCGUACGACGGCUCAGCCGACCGGCCAGGAAUCGAGGCGCGGUGCUUCUCGCGCACGAUUGAGGCCGCAAAUACCAUCAUAUUUCAGGCCGCAAGCGACUUUGUUCACAUCGGCGCUCUCAUCAUGUGCCUCAUCAUGGUGUUUCAUGUCAGGUCGAAGUUUACGGCUGUUGGUCGUAAGGAAAUCACGUCGUUCUUCUACCUCUUCAUGCUACUCACCAUCUUCUCGCUGUGCCUGGACUCCGGCGUGAUCCCGAUCGGCUCCAAAACAUAUGCGUACUUCGUCGCGGCGCAGGCGGGACUGACCUCUGCGACGUGCACCUGUCUCCUGAUCAACGGCUUCAUUGGCUUCCAGGUGUACGAGGACGGCACGACGCUCUCCGUCUGGCUGAUGCGCAUCUGCUCGCUGGUGAUGUUCAUGCUCACCGGCGCCAUCGCCGUCUGCACCUUCAACGGCUACGGAGGCCUCGACCCGACAAAGACCACCGCGCUGUUCGUGCUCAUGUACGUCGUCAACGCGCUGUUCUUGUUCAUCUACGUGUGCUGCCAGAUCAUGCUGGUGCUCGGCACCCUCGAGGAUCGCUGGCCGCUGGGUGAUAUCGCUUUUGGCGUGUUUUUCUUCGCCGUGGGACAGGUCUUGCUCUACGCUUUCUCCGACAAGAUCUGUGAGGAGGUGAACCACUACCUGGAUGGAAUGUUCUUUUCGUCUAUCUGCAAUCUGUUGGCUGUGAUGAUGGUGUACAAGUACUGGGACUCCAUCACCAAGGAAGACCUCGAAUUCAGCGUCGGCACGAAGACCAACAUCUGGGAAGUGAAGGAGCCACUGCUCGACGACAGCGACCGCCGAGCAACGAUCUACGACCAGGGCCCGCAGAGCGACUACGGAGGUUCAUACAUGGGCGGCGGCGGCAACCGCCACAGCCAGGGCUUCUACACCGACCGGUACUAAUACCUCUCACGCUCUUACUCGGUUGGUUUUGUGUCUUCAGUUUUUGUGUCUUCAGUUUUUGUGUCUUCAGUUUU
Tricharina praecox is the source of this 1517-nucleotide messenger RNA. RefSeq names its product chitin synthase III catalytic subunit. Gene Ontology annotation, biological process: protein folding. The transcript has 3 exons. NCBI's taxonomy places the organism in Eukaryota, Fungi, Ascomycota, Pezizomycetes, Pezizales, Pyronemataceae. The record is from RefSeq and is a predicted model, not a curated record. The coding region runs from base 430 to 1443 and encodes 337 amino acids. Gene Ontology annotation, cellular component: endoplasmic reticulum membrane.